Messenger RNA from Hyla sarda, 2874 nucleotides. RefSeq lists its product as uncharacterized. Gene Ontology annotation, molecular function: DNA binding. The coding region runs from base 157 to 1167 and encodes 336 amino acids. The record is from RefSeq and is a predicted model, not a curated record. The transcript is spliced from 2 exons. NCBI's taxonomy places the organism in Eukaryota, Metazoa, Chordata, Amphibia, Anura, Hylidae.
AUCUGAAGCUUCCUACAGAGUUUGUUAUCACAUGACAUUAGUCAGCCAAUCGGGGUGUCCUUCUACAUCCUGUGUUUUUCACAGACAUUGAGGAACUUUUCUUUAUUCCUGUGAAAGUUUUACUGGUGUUAACAGUGACUCACAGUGCUUGUAGAGAUGGACAGCUCCCCUGAGGAAGACUUCCCCAGUGACACAGAGACAGCUAGAGGACAAGAUGUUACCAAGAAGCCAAAGGUAACAGCUGCCAUUUUUUACAAGAGGACAUCAGCAAGGCCUGCUGCCAAGUCAUCCAGUGGCCAAACUUCUAGGCAACCAAUCAGAGACAUCUGCCAUUUGGAGACGGAGACUCUAGCAGAAAAUGAGACAGCCAUUACUGAUGCUGAGGUGGCCCUAAAUGUCCAUCAAGAAGGCUCUGACACAGAAAUAGACAACAUCAUGCAUGUCAGUCCAGCCCUUGCAGAUAUGAACAUUGGCAUUGUAGAAGAGGAGGUACCAUGGUCCAGUAUUGCACCAGAUAAACCUUUUUCGCCACUACUAUUCGUACAUGACAUUGAUGAUGACUAUCAAGAAUCUCAAUCACCACCAUCCUCCUCUGGCUCCAUAGUUGUGGAUACACCCUCCCAUGCAAAGACUGCCACUGUCACCAGUACAAGGACUUUAGCUACUGCUUCCAAGAGCACUCCCCUUCCAGAAAAACCUUCCCCAUCAGCAAAACCCAGUGUCAGUGGUAACCGCAAAUCUAAGGUAUGGGAGCAUUUUAUAACAGUUGGGGAUGGUCGCUUGGCCAAAUGUAAGCUAUGUGGCAAGGAAGUAAGUUGUGGCAAAGUCUUGGGGCAUCUCACCAAUGCAGGAAUGGAUAACCAUCUGAGGACACACCACAAGGCAGUGUUGAUGAUAGAAGAAAGUGGUUUGGCAGCUCCACCAAGUAAAAGAAAGGGAAGUAGUAGUGCUAGUUCCAGUGCUACUAUGAGUUCAGCCUCAGAUAACCUGGAAAAGGGGCAAGGGGCUGAAGCUGUUGUUCAUCCCAGUAAAGGAAACCAGUCCACCAUAGAACAGUUUACUGGUUUUCAUCCCAGGGGGAUUUCCCGCCAACAGUCCCGCAAGAUUACCCGCCUUAUAGGUGAGCAUUUAACAUGGUGGAAGGGGAACCUUUUAAACGCCUUCUAAAGGCACUUGCACCCCAAUAUAUUGUACCAUCACGUACCACAUUCAGCAGAAGUAUAGUACCUGCUUUGUAUAAAUCGUGUGUGGAUCUGCUAAAAGAGGAGCUGGGAAAAGCUGCUGGACAGUCUGUACAUCUAACCACUGACCUGUGGAGUGCUCCCAGUGGCCAGCAUGCUUUCCUAUCAUUGACCGCACACUGGUGGCAGCCCAUUGUCACUGAACUUGCCCAAACCAAAUCAGGCCCAAGAAGCACAGGGGCUGGUGUUGAGAAUACAAAUCAGGGCCACCGCUCAUUCCUCCUCCAUGCAGAGGUAUUGGAUGAGCAGCACAGCUCACAAAACAUAACCAGAGCACUUUAAAAAAUGGUGGAAGAAUGGCUUGGGGAACACGGAGAUACACAUCCGAAGAUGGGUUUCGUGGUGACUGACGGUGCAGCCAACAUGAUAAAGGCAUUGCGUGAUGGCAACUUUGUAUGUGUGCGAUGCUCUGCACAUGUCCUCCAUCUUGUGGUGAAGGCCGGUUUGGAAGACACCUCAGAGAGCAACACAAAGCUCACAGGAGUUCUGGAUUCAUGUAGAAAAAUUGCAGGGCAUUUUCACCGGAGUGUUAAAGACAGCCACUUACUCAGACGGGAGCAGAGUAAGGCAGGUGUUCCUCAACACAGACUGAAAUAGGAUGUUAGCACCCGGUGGAAUUCCACACUAGAAAUGCUGGAAAGAAUCCUAGAGCAGCAGAAACCCAUGAAAAUUAUAUUGGCAUCACCAGAGCAUUUGGCAGGGAGGAGUGGACCUUAGUUGCUCAGGUGGUGGCUGUACUUAGCCCCUUUCGUGCGGUCACGGAAAACUUAAGCCAGGAGAAGGCAAGUUUGGCGCAAGUCAUCCCUCUCUUUACUCAUCUGUUAACCAAAAUGGAUGCCUUCCUGAAUAACAGAGAGAAGUGGACUGGAGGCUAUAUAGUUGGUGAUGUUGCCACACUGGUAAGGAGACUCCAGGUCCUACUACAGUGUAGGAUUAAAGAGCUGACAGACACUUGCCCUGAUCUAAUGCUAGCCACCAUGUGUGACCCCCGGAUUAAGGGCAAAAUGGCUCUCCAAGCAAAUGCCCUAACAAGCUGGAGGGACAAAUUAAUCAUCAAGGUGUGUGACAGACAGAGACUAUUAGAUGUGGGACAAGAGAGGCAUGAUGAGUAGUGAUGAGCGGCAUAGGCCAUAUUCGAAUUCGCGAAUAUUCGCGAAUAUAUGGACGAAUAUUCGUCAUAUAUUCGCGAAUAUUCGCAUAUUCGUAAUAUCCUCGUUUUAUUUUCGCAUACGCGAAACUUCGCGUAUGCGAAAAUUACCAUAUGCGAAAAUUACCAUAUACCAAAUUUGCAUAAGCGAAAAUUCACAUAUGCGAAAAUUCGCACACCAGUUUCACACAGUAGUAUUAGAGCCUUCUUUACACCACACAAGAUGGAAGCAGAGAGGGGUGAUCACUGUGAUGUGUACUGUGAAAAAAAAAACAAAAAAAAAAAAAAACGAAUAUUCGUAAUUACGAAUAUAUAGUGCUAUAUUCGCGAAUAUUCGCGAAUUUGCGAAUAUGCGAUAUUCGCGAAUAAAAUUCGCAUUGCGAAUAUUCGCGAGCAACACUAAUGAUGAGGAGGAAGAAGCAGAGGAAGAUGAGCCUGCAGAAAUCUCAGCAACCAUCAGCAACACUGCUACAACCUCCUCAAGAG